Messenger RNA from Exaiptasia diaphana, 2146 nucleotides. Its product is annotated as serine hydroxymethyltransferase, mitochondrial. Bases 100 to 1584 code for a protein of 494 amino acids. Gene Ontology annotation, cellular component: cytoplasm; cytosol; nucleus. Gene Ontology annotation, biological process: purine nucleobase biosynthetic process; protein homotetramerization; folic acid metabolic process. The transcript has 16 exons. Gene Ontology annotation, molecular function: zinc ion binding; cobalt ion binding; protein homodimerization activity. NCBI's taxonomy places the organism in Eukaryota, Metazoa, Cnidaria, Anthozoa, Actiniaria, Aiptasiidae. The record is from RefSeq and is a predicted model, not a curated record.
GUUGUUUGGAAUUGGAAGUGUGAACAGCACGUUUAUUUUAAAACUUCGUUCAAUUGUGGAUGAAAUUACAAAUAUAGAACAAAAAUAUACAGAUUAUACAUGGCUCUAUAUCAGAGACUAUUUCUUUCAAAGAUUUUUCAUCAAUKCCCAAGAAUAGUCACCUUAAGAUCGUCCAGGCUGAGUGCYUCAACAUGGACUGGGCAAGAGUCCUUGAAGGAUGAUGAUCCUGAGAUGUAUGAUUUAAUCAACAGAGAAAAACAAAGACAGCUCAAAGGUUUAGAGCUCAUUGCUUCUGAGAAUUUCUGCAGCAGAGCAGCWUUAGAAGCYCAAGGGUCAUGUCUUAACAACAAGUAUUCAGAAGGCUAUCCUGGACAACGAUAUUAUGGAGGAAAUGAAAUCAUUGAUGAAAUUGAACUACUUGUACAGAAAAGAGCCUUAGAAGCAUUUCGGCUUGAUCCUAAAGAAUGGGGGGUGAAUGUACAGCCUUACUCAGGAUCACCAGCAAAUUUUGCAGCUUAUACUGGCCUUUUGAAGCCUCAUGACAGAAUAAUGGGUUUAGACCUUCCACAUGGUGGCCACUUGACACAUGGCUUUAUGACWGAUGCAAAGAGAAUCUCUGCUACCUCCAUUUAUUUUGAAUCAAUGCCAUACAGAUUAAAUGAAUCCACAGGUUACAUUGAUUAUGACACACUUGAAAAGACAGCCACAUUAUUCCGUCCAAAACUCAUAAUUGCAGGGGCUAGUGCAUACUCUCGACAUUAUGAAUACGAUAGAAUGAGAAAGAUUUGUGAUGCCACCAAUUCAAUUCUUCUAUCUGAUAUGGCACAUAUAAGUGGACUUGUUGCUGCAGGUGUUGUCCCAAGUCCAUUCGAUCAUAGCCAUGUUGUAACAACCACUACUCAUAAAACACUGAGAGGGUCAAGAGCUGGUAUGGUAUUCUAUCGUGUUGGRCAGAAGGGAGUAAAUAAGAAGACUGGCAAACCUAUAAUGUAUGACUUUGGUAAACAUAUUGAUUUUGCUGUCUUUCCAUCACUGCAAGGAGGACCACAYAAUCAUGCCAUUGCUGGUGUGGGUGUAGCUUUAAGACAGGCAAUGCAACCUCACUUCAAGGAGUAUCAGCUACAGACUAUUAAGAAUGCCAAGACAAUGGCUGACAGUUUGAUGGCCAAAGGCUACACACUAGUGUCAGGYGGAACAGACAACCAUUUAGUGUUAUUAGAUCUUAGACCAAAGGGAGUUGAUGGGGCUAAAGUGGAAAAAGUUCUAGAUGAGGCAUAUAUUACAGCUAACAAAAACACAUGCCCUGGAGACAAAAGUGCUCUUAAACCUGGUGGUCUCAGAUUAGGAUCUCCUGCAUUAACAUCACGUAACUUCAAGGAGGCAGAUUUUGAGCGGGUCGUGGAUUUCAUUGAUAUUGGUGUAAAUAUCACUAUAGAGGCACAGAACUCUAGUGGAGACAACACAAAAGCUUUCCUAGAAUUCAUCAAAACAGACCAAAGUACUUUGGAUAAGAUUKCAAAACUGAGGAGUCAAGUGGAAGAGUUUGCUAGCAAUUUCCCUAUGCCAGGGUUUGAUGACCAUUAAUGGAAGUACGAAUGAAGCUUGAAUGAAUGAUUGACGAUGCAGAUAUCUUGCUAUCUAUGACAAAAUAUUUUCAAUAUUAUAUAACUGGAGUUACAGGGUAGUAAUUUGGUAGGGUUUUUGCAUAAUCUUAACAUGAUUUUUUGAUCUUGUUCGUUAAUUUUUUUUAAAGAGUUAAUUUUAUGAUUUAUCAAUAUAUCAGUUGAGUAUAUCUAGCUAUUUUAGAUAAUGUUGAACCCUGAAGAAUGCAAUGCAUUGUGUCAUUGUAUGAUCUCUGUUCAAAAAGAGCUUUUGCUUCUUACAGUUAGAACUUGAAACAAUUUUGCUUAGAAUGCCAUUUUACAACACAAUGCAUUGCGGCCUUAGAAUGCACAAUGCAGUAUUCAAUGUUCAUAAAAAUAGCUGCAUAUACAUUUAUUUAAUACACAUAAUUUCUAGUGUUAAAACAGUUGUAUAAAUGUAAACAAAUUAAUUCAAAAAAAGAAAGCCUUCUGGAGGUAACUCACAGGUGAUCAGCACCAACUUGUACUAAUCAAAGUGCAAUAAAGUUAUAGAGAAAACUAAA